AUGACUGGCUGCCCCGAACGUUGGGUGUGUGAAUGGCCAGCGUUGUUAGAAUUAUUAGCGAAAUCCAUAGAUUCGGGCUACCAGAGUGGAAAUAAACGGCUAACAGGAAUAACAGGUGGCACCAAUGCUGGAGGUUCUGAUUUCAGUUUUGCUUUGUACACAAGAUCUGCUUUGAAACCAGAUGCCCUGGUAAAUCUUAAAAAUGCAGAGAAUCUAUUGCAUCUGAAAGAGUACAACACUUCUAGACCAACGGUUUUCUACUUCUUUGGCUAUAUAGAGGACCUCAGCAGUGAUAGUGUAAAGACAGUAAUUGACGCAUACUUGAAACGUGGUGAUCACAACAUUGUUAUUGUUGACUGGAGUGAAACCACAAAAAUUCGACCCUAUCCACUCAGCAUUUUGAAGCUGUCAGCAUCAGCAGAUGAAGUUUCUGAGGCUCUGAUAACACUGCUUGAUUCAGGUCUCCAAAGAAAUCUUACACACUUGGUGGGUCACAGCAUGGGGGCUCAGUGUGCUGGUCUCGUUGGUGAUCGCCUUUCUAAGACCCACAAACUUCCUCGAAUCACAGCACUUGACCCAGCUUAUCCACUCCUGUACAUUUUGGAAAACACUCACAUCAAGGAAACAUCAGCAGAUUUUGUAGAUGUGAUUCAUACUGAUGGUGGAAAAUAUGGAGUUCCAAUGAAUACUGGCUCAGUGGACUUUUACCCAAAUGGUGGAGAGAGGAUUCAGCCUGGCUGCCCCAAACGAUCACAGGGAUUGUUAACACCAUCUGACUUAUGCAGCCACUGGAGAUCCUGGGAAUUCUAUGCUGAAUCCCUGUUGAAAGAAGAAUCAUUUCUUGCUGUUCCUUGCAACUCUUGGGGUGAUUUCCAGAAAAAAAGAUGUCCCACGCAAUCAGGACUGGCUGCUAUGGGUUUCAAGGCUGAUCCAAAGUUGAGAGGCUCAUACUAUUUGACUACAAACUCUGUGAGCCCCUUUGGUCGUGGUGCAGCGGGAGCUGUUCCAUUGUGAUUCGAGCCACUGUGCAGUGACUGUACUUCAUGUACUCUGUGACCUCAGAGAGAAGUUAAACUAUGGAGUUGGAUAUAUCAACAGAUAACAGUAGUUUGCAACAUUUAUGGCCAGUUCAUUAUACUAUUAAUAAUUAAUGUUAUUUUUAUAUCCAUAUUACAUAAUUACAGUAAACAUGUGGUGUGUUAUUGACUCAUUGUAUGGAUUUUGUAUUGUGCCAUAUAUAUUUAAUACUUUCAUUCAAAG
This is a messenger RNA of Schistocerca piceifrons (Central American locust), 1260 nucleotides long. Its product is annotated as inactive pancreatic lipase-related protein 1-like. Gene Ontology annotation, biological process: lipid metabolic process. The transcript has 8 exons. The record is from RefSeq and is a predicted model, not a curated record. NCBI's taxonomy places the organism in Eukaryota, Metazoa, Arthropoda, Insecta, Orthoptera, Acrididae. Gene Ontology annotation, molecular function: lipase activity. Bases 1 to 1014 code for a protein of 337 amino acids.